AGCUGGCGGCGCCCGGGCUCAGGGCCGAGGCUGUGGCAGCAGCUGCAGCUGCGGCGGCGGCAGCAGCGGGAGGAGCUGCUGCAGCAAAGGCGAAGGCUGCUCCUAGACGCGUCCAGGCCUCGCGGUCGGAGUCCCAGCCCGGAGGCGCCGGGCGGCGCGUUGGGUGGUGUUGCUGCCCGCCCGCCGCCGCCCGGGCCCCCGCUGCCACCCAGGCCCCCACCGCCGCCCGCUCCUCCUCCAACCUCACCGCCCGCGUGUACGCCCCAGCCUGGACGCCGACCCCGGCCGGGUCUCCACUUCUCAGCCGCUUCUUCCGCGACAGUGCCCGCUCGAAGAUGGCUGCGAAGGGCGCACACGGCUCCCACCUGAAGGUGGAGGGCGAGCUGGAGCGCUGCCGCGCCGAGGGCCACUGGGACCGCGUGCACGAGUUGGUCCGGCAGCUGCAGACGCUGGUCAUGCAGGGCGGCGGAGGCAGCCGGCGAUCCAGCCCGAACCCCUCGUUCACCGCUCAGGACUCGGAUGACUUUGGGAAAUUGCUCCUGGCCGAGGCCCAACUGGAGCAGUGUUUGAAAGAGAACCACGCAAAGGUAAAGGACUCCAUCCCUCUGCUGGAGAAGAAUGAGCCAAGGAUGAAUGAAGCCAAAAACUACCUGAGCAGUAUCCUUAACCACGGGAGGCUGUCACCACAGUACAUGCGUGAGGCCAUGCUGAUCCUGGGCAAGCUGCACUACAUGGAGGGCUGGUACCGCGACGCCGUCAGCAUGUACGCGCGGGCUGGGAUCGAGGACAUGUCCAUGGAGAACAAGCCUCUCUAUCAGAUGCGGCUGCUGUCCGAGGCCUUUGUCAUCAAAGGCCUGUCCCUGGAACGCCUUCCCAACUCCAUUGCUUCCCGCCACCGCCUGUCGGAGAGGGAGGAGGAAGUGACCGCCUGCUUUGAGAGGGCCUCCUGGAUCGCCCAGGUGUUUCUGCAGGAAUUGGAUAAGACCACAAAUAACAGCACGUCACGGCAUCUGAAAAUCUCUCACCCGGUUGACUACGAGCUCACCUACUUCUUGGAAGCUGCCCUCCAGAGUGCUUACGUGACAAACCUGAAGAAGGGGAACAUCGUCAAAGGCAUGCGAGAGCUCCGGGAGGUUCUCCGGACUGUGGAGACCAAAGCAACUCAGAACUUCAAAGUGAUGGCGGCUAAGCAUCUGGCAGGGGUUCUGCUCCAUUCCCUGAGUGAGGAGUGCUACUGGAGCCCCCUGUCCCACCCGCUGCCUGAGUUCAUGACCAAGGAGGAGAAUUCCUUCAUCAUGCAGGCCUUGCGGAAACCUCACCUCUACGAGGGAGACAACCUCUACUGCCCGAAGGAUAACAUAGAAGAAGCCCUCCUGCUCCUUCUCAUCAGCGAGUCCAUGGCAACUCGGGACGUGGUGCUGAGCCGGGCACCAGAGCAGAAGGAGGACCGGGCAGUGAGCCUGCAGAACGCCGCGGCCAUCUAUGACCUCCUGAGUAUCACCCUGGGCAGGAGGGGGCAGUACGUCAUGCUCUCGGAGUGCCUGGAGCGCGCCAUGAAAUUUGCAUUUGAAGAAUUUCACCUCUGGUACCAAGUGGCCCUGUCCAUGGUGGCCUGUGGGAAGUCAGCCUACGCCGUGUCGCUGCUGGGCGAGUGUAUGAAGCUGCGGCCCUCGGACCCCACCGUGCCCCUGAUGGCCGCCAAGGUCUGCAUCAAGCCCCUGCACUGGCUGGACAAGGCGGAGCACUUUGCCAUGACGGUGAUUGGCCUCGGGGAGGAAGCCGGGGAGUUCCUACCCAAGGGCUACCUGGCGCUGGGUCUCACCUACAGCCUGCAGGCCACCGACGCGACUCUGAAAUGCAAACAGGAUGAAUUACACAAGAAAGCCCUGCAGACCCUGGAGAGAGCCAAGCAGCUGGCACCCGACGACCCCCAGGUCCUCCUCUAUGUCUCCCUGCAGCUGGCCCUCGUCCGACAGAUCUCCAGCUCCCUGGAGCAGCUGCAGGAGGCCCUGCAAGUACGCAAGGAUGAUGCCAACUCCCUCCACCUGCUGGCGCUCCUCCUCUCCGCCCAGAAACACUACCAGCACGCCCUGGAUGCCAUCAGCAUGGCCAUCACCGAGCACCCUGAGAACUUCAGCCUGAUGUUCACCAAGGUAAAGCUGGAGCAGGUCCUCAAAGGCCCAGAGGAAGCCCUCGUGACCUGCAGAGAGAUGCUGCGGCUCUGGCAGACCCUGUACAGCUUCUCCCAGCUGGGAGGCCUGGAAAAGGACAGCAGCUUUGGCGAGAGCCCCACGCUGAAGAAGCAGAGUGGCAUGCACCUGACCCUGCCUGAUGCCCACGAAGCAGACUCCGCAGGCUCUCGGCGGGCAUCAUCCAUCGCCGCCUCCCGGCUGGAGGAGGCCAUGUCAGAGCUGACCCUGCCCAGCUCAGUCCUGAAGCAGGGUCCCAUGCAGCUGUGGACCACGCUGGAACAGAUCUGGCUCCAGGCUGCUGAGCUGUUCAUGGAGCAGCAGCACCUCAAGGAAGCCAGCUUCUGCAUCCAGGAGGCGGCGGGCCUCUUCCCCACCUCGCACUCGGUGCUCUACAUGCGGGGCCGGCUGGCCGAGACCAAGGGCUGUUGGGAGGAAGCCGAGCAGCUGUACAAAGAGGCGCUGACGGUGAACCCAGACGGCGUGCGCAUCAUGCACAGCCUGGGUCUGAUGCUGAGUCAGCUGGGCCACAAGAGCCUGGCCCAGAAGGUGCUGCGGGACGCCGUGGAGAGGCAGAGCACCUGCCACGAGGCCUGGCAGGGCCUGGGUGAAGUGCUGCAGGCCCAGGGCCAGAGCGAAGCCGCCGCUGACUGCUUCCUCACCGCCCUGGACCUGGAGGCCAGCAGCCCCGUGCUGCCCUUCUCCGUCAUCCCCAGAGAGCUCUGAUGCUGUGCCAAAGCCACAGGGAGCCUGGAGCAGGCAGGCAGCGGGGAGCACAGGCCCAGGAGGGGCAGCGGCACUUUAGAUGACAGGUUCAGGGAAAAUACAUCUCUAGCAAACAACUCUGCAGGCUGCAGCCCCAGUCCUCACCUCCUGCCUCCACUUUCUCUCUAGAGCCAGCUGGGCCUGAGAGCUGUUGAUUUGGAGUUGGGUGUAAAUGCUUUGCAUCAAAAGCAAAUCUCUUACUCCUUGGCACUCUUAUAUUGUACCAUUUAUGGGCAAGGAAGCAGUGGGGAGGCCACAUCUGCAUGUCCCCCCUGCCUCCCACCGAGUUUCUGUGCAUCAUCUAAUUGUGCAUCAGGGUCUGUGUGUCUCCCUGUCCCCUUCUAGAAGCCUCUGUACCCUACCUGCCCUGCCCCAAAAUCCCCGACACCUGGAUUUCCCAACUUUAUGCACACUUUAGCCUCAAAGCACAGCUGUCUGCUCUCCAGUACCAAAGAUGAACACCACAAACUGCCUCUGCCUGAGCCAAGAGGACUUUCCCAGAUUCCCUCCUUGGGACCUUGGGAGACAGUCUGGCUUGAACCCUAAUUGACUUCAGAGUUGUGGUAACUAGACUCGCUCCCCAAGAGCCCAGGCUCAGGGCUUCACAGCUGUGCGUCAUACCCCCUUCCCCCAUGCCUCUGUGCCUUGAAGUUGGAGAGGCCAUCCCACAGUCUCACUUCCCAGUCUCAGGGCAGUCAUAGCUUGAAGAAUCUGCUGGCAAGUGGGAAGAGGGGGCAAUCUUUGGUUCCUCUCCCAGACUUUAAUUCAAUGGAUGAUACCUGGCAUUGCCCCUCUUUGCCCUCUGAGGCCAGUUGGGCUCCAGUGUGCUUUUCCCUUCUGCUCCCAAGUGCCUUUGGGGCCUCUGGUGUCUACCACAGCCACCGAGCACCACCCUAACUGAGCCUUCCAUUUCUGCCCACUAUUCCCCUGGAAACAAGUUCCAGCCCCAGGAGCCUCCUCAGGCCCCAGGCCAGUGGCCCCUCUUGGAGUGAUGGCUGUGGGAGUGGGCAGUCUCUAGGACUCUCCCCAGUACCUGUCACCCCCUGCAGCCCAUUUUUCACCCUGGUCCCCAUCCUGGAUAUUUGGCUCCCUUGCCCAGGGCCUCAUGGGGCUGGAGUUGGGCACUCCAGCCCCUUCCUCCUGAGGUUUGGCAGGCCUCUGGGCACAGGAUGGCCCUAUCUGCCAGGUCAAGGGGCUGUUGGGCCGUGUCUGCCCCACAGGCUCCCCCGGCCCUGCUGGGUGAUGGGCUUGGAGCCCAACCCUGGGCAGCUGGCAGGGAAUUCCCUUUUUAUCUGCACUAUGGGUUUUCGUUUUAAAAACUCAUCAGGUACAGCUUCUCAUUUUAAGAUGUGUGGAAAGGUGGGGCUGGGCUGCCCUGGUUUGCCAUAGCCCGGCCUGUUCCUCAGAAGGAAGGGGCUGUUGGAGUCCCACCCUCAGCCCUGGCCCAGCACCAUGUGCCCCAACGCUCUUCCGAGGAGAGCCAGGGCUUCCUUGUCUUCCUGCCUGGCCGGGAAGCCCUGCAGCAGGACACUGGGUCCUUUGCCUCUUGGCUGAAGGCUCUCUAUGUGUGUAUGUGUGUAUAUAAAUAUAUAUAUAUAUAUAUAUAUAUAUAUAUGAUAGAGACCUAUUUUUAUUCAGGUAUUCUGUUAGGAAAAAAGUAAACAAGAAAAAGCAAAUGCUAUUGAUUUGCUUUGGGGUGCCUGGAGAUGCUGAUAAUCAAUUGUCGACAAUGGGAAAGACUCCAAAUGCACUUGGACUUAAAGCAUUUCCAUGCAAGAAGCCGCAGAGGGCUGGGCCAAGUUGCUGACACUGUCUGCAGAUUGAAUAAAGAGAUCCUUGAAGGAGAAGCAGGUUCUGA
Messenger RNA from Choloepus didactylus (southern two-toed sloth), 4812 nucleotides. RefSeq names its product tetratricopeptide repeat domain 7A (gene TTC7A). The transcript has 20 exons. The record is from RefSeq and is a predicted model, not a curated record. NCBI's taxonomy places the organism in Eukaryota, Metazoa, Chordata, Mammalia, Pilosa, Megalonychidae. Gene Ontology annotation, cellular component: plasma membrane. Gene Ontology annotation, molecular function: protein binding. The coding region runs from base 336 to 2915 and encodes 859 amino acids. Gene Ontology annotation, biological process: phosphatidylinositol phosphate biosynthetic process; protein localization to plasma membrane.